Macrosteles quadrilineatus (aster leafhopper) is the source of this 5015-nucleotide messenger RNA. RefSeq lists its product as uncharacterized. Lineage: Eukaryota; Metazoa; Arthropoda; Insecta; Hemiptera; Cicadellidae. The transcript is spliced from 2 exons. Bases 375 to 1841 code for a protein of 488 amino acids. Gene Ontology annotation, molecular function: protein binding. The record is from RefSeq and is a predicted model, not a curated record.
UGUUGUAGAUCAUUAUGUUUAGUUAGUUAGAGCCACGUUAGAGCUUAUGUCGUCAAUGCGAGUAUUUACACAAAUUAUCAUCAACAACGCCUUUAACAACACUAACCAGCUUCUGGACAGUAUCAUGGUAUGUUGAAUGUUGAAAAGCAAAAACUAAUAACAAUCAACAAAGACAAGGGACCGAAUCACUCACACUCAAUGCUAUUUAGCCUACAUAAGUUUAUACGAUUCAAUGGUAGAGAAAUAGAUAGACUAGAGUAGUUUAAGAUUUCAUCAAACUAGGCAAUGGUUUGAAAUAUCUUGCUGUUGCUGACAACAUAAAUUAUCCACAUAGGCCUACUAAAUUCAUCCCAUCAACUCUUUCACUCUUUCUGAUGACUGGAGAUAAUUCAAUGACAGAAGAACCUCCUCCUUCAAUAUUUUCACUGCCUAUUGAAGUGUUACAAGUCAUUGGUGAAUAUUUAAGUCCUCGAGAUCUGUUGGCUGUGUCAGCAACAUGUCGUCACUUAAGAUCUGUGGUGAACGUUAAUCUUCUGUGGCAAAAAUACACAGGAGAUGGAAGCAUCAGUCGUGGUCUGGACAAUGUAGUGAGUGUUGUCAAGCCGAAAUAUAAGAAUCCGCAUACUACGAGUUUGGAAAACCUUUGUGAACAGAGGUUUCAUUUUUUAAAACAAAGUAGAUUAUUGAAUAAUAUAUAUAAUAAUAAAUAUAUACCACAUUCAAUACAUUUUAAGGGAUACCUGUCUGAUUUAGAUACAGCGAAACCAGUAAAUAGCCGCCAAAUAACAUAUGGGGGUAAAUAUUUGUUUUCCCUUUCUUAUUGUGAAGUUAGGAUUGAUGUAACUGAAGUAAUCACUAUUUUCGACUUGGAAAAUGAUUUAAAGGUUUUAAAGACUGUAGACAUUGCUCCCCCUCCAGAGUCAUAUUAUAUUAUUGCAUGGGUUCAGGUAUGUGGAGAUAAACUGGUUUUGCAAAGAGAUGAGUGGGUUGAUGCGUAUCAUAUCAAACUGCCAGAGUCCUUUGAACGAGUAUAUUCUAUUAACAUUAGUGGACAUGGGACUCUAGAGAUAGCUGGAACAUUGGUAAUAGACAAGUUUUUGUUUGUUGAGAACAUUACCAAGUGUGUAAUCAAUGUCUGGGACUUGUCUGAUGGUUGUCAGUGCAGUGAUCUUAAGCCUCAAAUUAAGUACAGCAACUUGAAAAUGAUAGGCUAUUCCCAUAGUGAAAUGUUAUUGCUUUUACUAACUGAUAUUCAUAUACAAUCAGGAGCAUUAUGUGAUCCUCAUUUACUUGUCUACAAUGUCAAAGUACAAGGUUAUUCAACUUUCAACCUGGUUUUGGAACCAGAGUUGUUCAAAUGUGAUCAGAUCUUUCAUUCAAUUGUCAAUGGUUUUAUUGAUAGUAAUUAUGUUGUGUUAUCUACUUUAACUCAUAAUGGCAGCUGGAGAUCAACAAUAAAUGUUUAUGACAGUAAAACAUCUUCACAAACAGCUACAAAAUCAAUACAAGAAACACAAAAUAUUGAAUAUGCUAAAAUGAUUGAUGGAUAUUUUCUCUUGCCAUCAGCAGAAAGCAUUGAUGUAUUGAGUUUAAAAGACUUAAAAACUGUUUGGAAGAUAAACAUUAAGGGAUUUCUGUUUUUGGAUGUAUUGUGCUUCUCUUCUCUAAGUGCAAUAAUUGUUGUCACUAGCUUUGAUAAUGUAGAAUUUUGGAACUUACAUAAAAGAAAAAAAGUUCUUCAUCUGCCUGAAAUUUCAGUUGUCACAUUAGACGACACUUGCACAAAAAUUAUAAUACAUGACAUAAAAGCUGAUAAAUUGGCAGUCCAUUCUUAUUGGUAAAAUAUGUUUAGUAAACUGCGCGUUUGUACAGACUGCAUGUAUGUUUAGGUAGAAAAUAUGGUAAUUUUUGUGGUUAUUUACAGUACCUAUUUACAUUACCAUUAACAGAUGUCUAUGUUUUUAAUACACCCACUAAGUUUUUUUUUUUAUUGAAUAGAUUUACUUCCUACAUAGUAAGAAAUACUUGCAAAAGAGGGAGGUUGCUUUCAUUGUAACUCCUUUUAGCAAAUUUCCCAUGUGGGGAAUAAGCUAUUACCAUGUUGGCAUAGUAAGCCCUAGACCUGAGACCGAUUAAUUUUGUUUGUUUUUAUGUCCCCAGAGGCCAAAAACUAUAUCCGUUACAAUUUCUGCAAUGUAAGUUUAUAUAUGUGUGUGUGUCUGAAAAAUGAUAACUCAUGUCAUUUUGGCCUGGUUUUUUAUUAAAUUUUGCAUGAUGGUGCAGGGCUGGAUACACUUAAAUGAGUUUGGGAACCAAUAAGGUCAAGUGAACAAAGUGUUAUGGAGCUUUAAAAAUUUUCUAAAAUUUUUACUACAGCCAUCAUGUAGAGUAAAAAGAAAAAUUAAUUUUAUACAUUGAAGCGUUGUUGUACAUACACAGAAGAACUAACAACAACAACACCACCCCCACUGAGGUGGAUUUCUUUUUCAGACAAAUGUCUGAUUUCAAUUUGGAGCUCUUGUUAACCCAUUAGAGCCGACUUACAAGUGCUACUCUUGCGUAUGCCGCCAGACUGAAUUCCGACUUACUCGCCUGUACUCAAGUUUCAUAACGCCACUAGUUUACAUAGUUCAGUAAAAAUUAAAAAAUUCGAUAGAUCGCUCUUGAAUUCACUUUUAUACUUAUUUGAGAUUACAGCUGUUAGGACCUGAAAUAGUUGUAGAGAGGCAAAAAUUGACAUAAUGCGUGUAUUAAAUACAUACUAGUGUACCUGUUGUUUGAAAUCAUGCAAUUGUCAAGUACCGGUAUUAUACAAGAGUUAUUUACUAACAACAGUCAUAAUUUUAAUGAGUGCUCAAAGUCGAGGAAUUGUCAAGUACCGUUACUAUACAGGAGUUAUUUGAAAACUAAUACAGUAACGGUCAUAAUUUUCGAUGAGUUUAAAAGACUGAACUCAAAGUUUAUGAAACGAAUGGAAAUACUCACACUGUUAACCCUUUGAGUGCCACGCAACAAUAUAUUGUUUUGCACAACACAUCUGAAAAAUACUUCACAACAAUAUAUCGUCGUCGGUAGUCUUACCGAAAAAUACAUUGCAACGAUAUAUCGGGCCGGCGCGACUUUCGAUCAUGUGAGUUUUAAUGGGCAUAUCGGUUGACUCGGUUCUUGUUAUAAAACAACGAUGAUUUCAAUGGAUUUCUCAUAUGAUCGAAGCACAAUAUAUCGUUCCAUGCACUUUUGGGAUGAAAAUUUAUACUUUUAUCGAUUUUUAUUCUUGCGCACUACGCUUCGCCCCCACGGAAAGCCUGGAACUUUUCAGACAUACUUAGUAAAAAAACUCUGACACUUUUCGGAGAGUACCAAAAUAAAUUUCUGGCACCCAAAGGGUUAAUAACAGUUUGAUAUAAUAAACAGUUGUAAAUAUAUUUUUCAGAAGCUGGCCUGGUUUUAAGACGUGUUUUCUACAAAUGUUUCCUGACCCGACAUACCCAUAGCUGUUACCAGUAAACAUUUCUUGCAUGUAUUCAUUUGAUCUGACGUUAGGCAAGUUGUGACAACACCAUGUGUAUAUUCUUCGUGUAUUUAUUUACUUCCAAAGUAGUUUGCAUAGCAGAACUGACAAAUAUUAUUAAUUUCUCCAAGUGAGUGUAUCUGGAUCCCUAACUGUCACACCAGGUCUCUCUUCUUCUACUUUUCUCAUCUCACACGCAAUAAGAUCUCUUAUUAAUAUUGUCUCCUCCUCCUGUUUUCAUUAUUUCUUUUUGAACUCGAGGCAUUUUCUGUUCUUGUCGAACACGAGGAAGUGUCUUGUCUAUAACCUCCUGAAUAUUAUAAACAUCAAUAUUUACUCCCAAAAAUGCUGUUGAGUUUAUUUUGAUAACCAGCUGUAGUUUGUUAUGAAAUUAGUUCUAUGUAAUUAGUCUUAUGGGGGAAAAUUGAACUUUGAGCGCGCCUCACCCCCUUAAGGGUAAGAUUUUUUAAAAUUCUAAAACCUUAAUGCAAAAAUACAAAUUGACACACAUUUUUAGACAUCUCAAACGUUGCAAUUAGUCCACAAAUAGGGGAGGAGUAGUGUUUACAAAAAGGGCCUAACGUAUUAUAGAUAAGAUAUAUAUAUAUGUGUGUGAUGUGGAAAGCAAAUAGUCCUCUUGUCGGGAAUUUUCGAUUUUGAGUUUUCUUUAUAUUUUCAUUCCUUAUUAAAUUCCGAAUCAAUUGGUGCAAGUCCCACACAUGUAUGAUUUUUUUUUUUUUUAAAGUUAUAGGACUUUGAAAUUUUGUUUUAGAAAAGGGUCAUUUUGAGAAAAACUGUUUUGAAAAUUUCAAAUAUGCAUAAAAACGGUGUUUUCCAUAUUUAAGAAACGAUUUUGGUAUCAAAAGAAAGCUUAUAAUGUCCUCUUUGGAAGCAAUACAAAUUGUUGUCUUAACUCACAGUAACUUUCAUUUGAAUAAUUGUUUUACUGCAGCAUGUCGUAAAAAUCACAAUUCAGAAAAGGGACCUCUUGUCGGCCCUAUGUUAUUUCUCCAUAAGAUAAGAAAAGGUACCUCUUGUCGGGACCACAAAAUUUGUGAGUUAUUUUGUUCUCCGUGAACUGAACUUUUAUGUAGUUCUCUAAAUUUCCACUAGAAUGUAGGACAAUUUAUUUUUUGGAAUAAAAUCUGUUUAAAAAGUGAAUAUUAGAAAUGGGACCUCUUAUCGUUAUGGUGAAAUAACAUUGAGCCACAAGAGGUACCUUUUCUCAGACUGUACAGAGGCUAACAAAAUGAUUUAUUUCAACCUUUUGCAUCUUCAAUUCGAUAUUUUAACCGAUACUGUAAUUUUCUAUGUUAAAUUAGGUAUAACAAUCGAUAAAACCCCAAAAUUCGACAUUUUCUACCUUAAUUACUUAUAUCGGCUGUACUGAAAAUUUUGCAUCUCCGACAAGAGGUCCCUUUUCGCUUUCCACAUCACAUAUAUAUAUAUAUAUAUAUAUAUAGAUAGAUAUAGAUAAUUAUGGGAAACAGUACAAAUAUUUAAA